Molecule: messenger RNA, 2171 nt
Organism: Anoplophora glabripennis (Asian longhorned beetle)
Lineage: Eukaryota; Metazoa; Arthropoda; Insecta; Coleoptera; Cerambycidae
Product: choline transporter-like protein 1
Exons: 12
Coding region: 194-1882 (562 amino acids)
Biological process (GO): transmembrane transport
Cellular component (GO): membrane
Molecular function (GO): transmembrane transporter activity
Source: RefSeq, a predicted model, not a curated record
AUAAAUCGUGUCAGUGCUAAUGAAAUGGACAACCUGGUACAGAACAAGUUCGUUAUCUUUUAACUUAUAUACGUCACUAAGUGUAACUAAACUGUAAAAGCAGAAAGAACUAAAUAAUUUUAUAGAUAUAUAAAAAAUAUCUUGGUUUUAUUAAACACGUUUUAAAGUUUUUUGUUUAGAACUAACACCGAACAUGGGGUCGGCUUUGUCCAAUUUUCAACCAGAAGAGCUCGCCGUUUUUAAAAGUCUACCCCCAAAAACUACCGUAGAAAUACCAGAACGACCCGAGAAUAGAGUACCUACAGACAGAAAAUUUUUAAUAGUCUUCGGGGUGUUUGUAGUUGCCUUGCUGCCCUUCCUGAUAUACACGUUAUACUAUUCCGACAUUCACAGAAUUUUUAGAUAUUAUGACCAAUGUGGCAACAUCUGUGGAAAAAUAAACGGCCAACAAGGCCAAUUUGAAUGUUCGGGCCAAGAUUUCACGAACAAAAGGCUCCUAGAACUGAGCGAUGUUAAUGGGACUAAGGUAGAUCUAUAUCUUGCCCCCAGAUUAUGUGUCUCGGAGUGCUCUCCAGGCUACGACGAAGUAUCCGGUUAUUGUCUCAAGCGAAACUAUGACGUAAAUGGAAGUCUGAAAUACUACUAUUAUGAGAACAACGCAUGGACAUCUAACUUAUCGGGUUAUUUGAAUUAUAUGGCAUGGAGAAUCACCCUUGCAUGUUCUCUCUCCCUGGCCAUCGGAUUCACUGUUCUGUUCCUCUUCCGUAUGGCCACGGUUGUCAUGGUGUGGGGCAUCUUGGCAGGAGUUCUCAUUUUUUUGGCUGCUGCAAUGGGAGGUUGCUGGUACCUUUAUACCCAAGCCAGAUCAGAAAAUAGUCAGGGAUUUUUAGUUUUAGCCAUUUUCGCAACAGUUAUGUUCUUAAUUCUACUCUGCUUGGUAGUUUUCUUCAGAAAAAAAAUUGCCUUGGUAAUUGUAUUACUGAAGGAAUCAAUGAAGGCGACUUUUGCGAUGCCGCGACUGUUCCUAGUUCCCGUGUUGGUUCUUAUCGCACAACUGAUUAUAUUGGGUGCCUUCACUGUCACAACUAUUUACAUGAGUUCUGCUGGGAUACUGGCAAAACAAACCGAUUUCUAUUUGAUCUACAGAAAAAACUUUGUGAUGAUCUUCGCCAUUAUAUUCAACGGCUGCAUAACAAUUUGGGCUGCCCAAUUCGUCACUGCUAUCAAUUACAUGGUAGUAGCUGGUGCAGUUUCCAAAUGGUAUUUCGCGAGAGAUAAGAACCAUUUGGACAGUCCUAUUGUAACCAGUACAUCUAUUACGUUCAAGUUUCAUUUGGGAAGCGUCGCUUUCGGAUCCAUGAUUAUUACCAUCAUAGUUAUAAUACGCUCAAUUUUGUCUUCACUAUCGAGGAAUAGAGUCGUAUGUUUUCCAGCCAUCGAGAGGUUCGUGAAGUUCCUGUCAAAAAAUGCGUAUCUCUUAACAGCUAUGCAUGGCCAACCGUUCUUCAAAUCUGGCAAAAGGGCGGUGCAAAUCAUAAUCCAGAAUGUAGUGAACAUAGCUGCAGUCAAUUUCAUAGGAAAUUUCAUCCUUUUCAUGGCUCACUUGCUGGUGGUACUGCUGUCUGUUUUUGUCACCUUUUUAGUGAUGCUGGGAGCAGAUGGCACUUAUAUUGAAUUCGUAUACCUCAUCGUAGUACUCGUGUCUAUAGUUGUAGCAGCCAUUUGCUUCUCGAUAUUUGAGACUGCCAUCGACACAAUAUUUUUAUGCUUCUGUGAAGAUUGCACACUUAAUGAUGGUAUGAGCAGGCCGUACGCCAUGUCAACAGCAUUGAUGGAGUUCAUGGACAAUUCCAAGACAAUAUUUGCGAAGAAGAAGAUGUAAAUUUUGUAGACUUUCGCUUUCGGCUUCAGUGCUGCCAACGCUGUCAAUGAAUGUUCCUAGUAAAAUGUGCGACGGCAAGAUUGUUACUUUGUUAAAUAAUAUUUUUAUUAGUAUUUAAGUAAAUAAACUUUUAUAUAGUAAUUUUGUAUUAUAAAACUUGUUUUCUAUUUUGAACAAUUCAUUACGGCAUAUUACAACAACUUAAAAAAAUAGGAAUAUUUAGACUAAUCACUUUUAAUAUGUCUCAUUGAACAAUGAAACUCUCAAGAAUUAUUGAAACGUGUCAAAA